CCCCGGCACACGCCCUCCUCCUCCUCCUCCUCCUCCUCUUAGCGAUGGUCUGCUUCUGCGGUGCGAAGGGUUUGCACGUCUGAACGGUUUAAAGCUUUCGAUCACAGACGCAUGUGUGUGUGAAUCAGAGGUGAAAAGACUUUCCCAGAGCAUCACUGGCCUCACACACUCUCUCUGACACACACACAUAGACGCACAUAUAGCGAGUGUAUAGAGUAGAGACUGCUACGCUCGACACUCAGACAAAAAAAUUGUGUCAAGUGCAGAAGGGCUGCAAUGGAGGAGAACAUGGAAGAAGGACAGACACAGAAAGGUUGCUCUGAGUGUUGUAUUAAAUGCCUGAGCGGGAUUCCUUACGCUUCUCUCAUCGCCACCAUUCUGCUGUAUGCCGGCGUGGCGCUCUUCUGCGGCUGUGGGCAUGAGGCUCUCUCUGGCACCGUCACCAUCCUGCAGACCUAUUUCGAAUUGGUCCGAUCAACAAACGAAACCCUGGACGUCUUUACCAUGAUUGAUAUCCUGAAGUACGUGAUCUACGGCAUGGCUGCAGCAUUUUUCGUCUACGGGAUCCUGCUGAUGGUCGAGGGCUUUUUCACCACUGGGGCCAUCCGUGACCUGUACGGAGAUUUCAAGAUCACGACCUGUGGGCGCUGCGUGAGCGCUUGGUUCAUCAUGCUGACCUAUGUCUUCAUGCUGGCCUGGCUGGGCGUGAUGGCCUUCACCUCUCUGCCAGUGUUUAUGUACUUCAACAUCUGGAACACCUGUCAGAACAUGACAGUGAUUGAGGGAACCAACUUCUGCUUUGAUCUGCGCCAAUUUGGAAUUGUAACCGCUACCGAAGACAAGAGAAUCUGCACCAGCUCCGAGAGCUUCGGCAACAUGUGCCGUUCUAACGAGCUGGAUCUGACGUUCCACUUGUUUGUCUGUGCUCUGGCGGGGGCAGGAGUGGCCGUCAUCGCCAUGGUGCACUACCUGAUGGUCCUGGCAGCGAACUGGGCCUACGUGAAGGAUGCGUGCCGCUUGCAGAAGUAUGAGGACAUCAAGAGCAAGGAGGAGCAGGAGCUACAUGACAUCCACUCCACUCGCUCCAAAGAGCGCCUCAAUGCCUACACAUAAGCCACACACACACAUACACACACAUACAAUCCUAAGCAUGCCCUUUACCUUCCCUGAACAACACACACUCACACACACACACACACACACACACACACAUAUAUAUGUAAUGAAUUUGAUUGUUUAGAGGACCAGCGGCAGGAUGAACUUACACACACACACACACACACACACACACACACACACACACUUUUUACUGUUUCCAUGAAAUUUUCUUUUCUUAUCUUCUUUUUUUACUUUUCUUUUUUUUCUUAUCUUUUUUUCUUUUCUUUUCUGCCUCGUCGGUCGUUUUGUUGGCUCUUAUCCGUUAAAGUCGCUUCACAAUGUUUGUACAUCUAAGAUGCAGCAUCGAAAUCGAUUUCAUUAAUUUAAGCUGAAGACAAGCUCCACCCACUAGCUCCUUAUUUACAUACAAUUUACAUACGAUCAGCACCGAUUUGCCCAUCAUUUGAAUUUAUUUGCAUGAAAACCAUAGAAUGAAUAAUAUUUAACUUUAAAUCUAGUAUUUGUUUGAAACUAAAUUUCAUGCUCACAAUUACAGGCUUUCUGACCAGAUGCACAAUUGUAAAGUUACUCCAAAGAUCGUUUUGUCCGCAAGCAACUUUAACGAAUAAGAGCCAUUCGUCUUAAAAAUAUCACACCGACAACAUGUCAAACUACUGUUUUUAUACUUGUGGAGCUUUUAAUGAUCCAGAUCUGUUUUAGCUGCAUUGUUAGCUACUCGAUUAUUUAUACUUCUCCUGGUAUAAAUAAGACAAGUCUAACAUUUUUAAUCUCAGCAUAAAAAUGAAACUCCUUGAUAUUUCUCAGAAAGGGUUUAUUAAAUAUUAUACACAAACUUAUGACUAUUUUAGCGAAAUAACUCCUGGACAUAAUCACAUUAAAAUUCUGAAAAGCAGUUUGCGUAAAUAAACCUGAUUAUUUUUCUAUAACAUUAACCUCAUUUACGUGGUUUUACUCGCCUUCCUGCGUCGUAGAACUUAAACUGGGCUGUUUUUUUUUUUUUUUUUUUAAUCGUCCAAAGCUAAAAUGUGACCAAACUUGUACGAUUUCACAGAUUCUUUUCCAGCAAACUCUUUUAAACCUUAAAAAUGACUUUUUACAAAAAUGUAUAAAAGUUGUAUCUUAGUUUUAGCCAUGUCUGAGAAACAUACGCUUAUAAGAACAUGAAGAAGCUGUGACACUGGUGCUUCGUAUCAAACCGUUUGUAAAAGCUAUAAAGUGCGCAUUUGCUCCAAAAAUUUAGUUUGAGAAAAUUUCUAGAUUAAAUAAACAUUCAAAUGAAAUCAUAAAAUGAUUUUUUUUAUCGCUCAAGUGUAGCUUUUUAAUUGUAAGUGAAGUAUUUCAUGAUGUUAUUUGACACUGGUGCUUCGUCUCAGGCUGUUCGUCAAGCUGAAAAGUGCACAAUCUUGCAUCCAGAAAGAAUAUUAUUAUUAUUAUUAUUAUUAUUAUUAUUAUUAUUAUUAUUAUUAUUAUUAAAACAAUCGGAAACUUGCUACAUUGAGACAAAAAUGUAUUUUCUUUACAUUUAGAAUUACAUUCCGGUGAUGACUUAAAUUAAUAAAUUCAUUUUACAAAAAUGUCUUUAUUAUGAAUAAUAUUUAAUUAUUAAUUUGCAUUAAAUACUUUAAACUUCUUUUUUUAUGUAAAUUGGGAAUAUAUAAAUUAAUAAAAUAUAAAAUCAUUUAAUAAUAAUAAUAGUAAUAAUAAUAAUAAUAAUAAUAAUAAUAAUAAUAAUAAUAAUAAUAAUAAUAAUGAGGAAUAGUCUCUCUGAGCUUAGUUAGAAUUGUGUGAGUAAAAUUCAAAUUUGAAAUAAAAGUGAGAACUUGGUGCUGUUCGAGCUCCUGGUUUAGAUUUGCCUUGGAGAGAUUCUGUAGAUUCUUCUGUCAUCCAUCACAAGCCAUAAUCUCACUAACAAUAACCUCUGCCAUGUUUCUUUUCUUUUCUUUUCUUUUUUUAUUUUUCAGCUUUUAAAUGUUUUAAACGCUUAAAGGCACGAUGCAGAAGAACUGGAACAUCCUCUACACUGUAUAUACACACACGAGAGAUCUAGAUCAGUGCGGCUUUUCAGAAGAGUUUCAGAAACUCUCUGAUGUUUUGGGUGACAACCUGAAGAAUAAUGUCCAUAAUUGUCCAUGGACAAAAAUAACAUGGAAUAAAUCAAGAAUUACAUUUAUUUUUAUUUUUUUAAGUAAUAAAUAAACUUGUUAACUUGCUUGUUGUUUUAAAUUAAAAUGAUUAGAAUAAUAUAAUUAGAAUCCUAAUGAAAAACAUAAAUCUAAUAAAAAAAAAACCCUGUAAAACAAAUACAAUAUUUUAUUUGAUUUUAUUUUAUUAUUUGCUCCAUACACGAUCAAUUCAGUGCCCUGUUUCUUCUUGUCUAUAUUUAAUCCAUUCAAUUUUAUUUAACGGUUUGAUCUUUAAAGAUCUGGACCAAACCCUUUGGGCUGGAUUUAGCCACCUGUAUCUGCCCUCCCUGAGUGUCUCCUGAUUAAGAACCUGACGCUGUCCUCUUUUUAUCUUCUCGUCCGUCUUCAUUUUUUAAAGUUUUUUUGUUAAGUUUUUGAGCAUUUAAAUUCAUUGGUAAGUCGCUGUACAGUUCGAUCUCCAGCAUUGGUUUUUACACCAAACUGAACAAUAAUUAACAAAUAAAUCAUUGUAUUAGCUAAAGACUGUCGAGUCUAGUUGUUGUUUGUGGCAUGGUUAUAAAAUAGUUUUUAACUGACUACAAAAAAAAAAAAAAAAAGCAAACAAAUAAACAAGACAAAGGUUUAUUUUAAUUUUUACACUGACUGUCUUGCUGAUUUCUUCUUCUUCUCCUCCUCCUCCUCCUCCUCCUCCUCUAGUGUGCAGUAUUCAAGUAGAUAAUGGAGCAGUAUUAAAGGAUAAAUAUCUUACUUGGUUGUAGUGUUUGAGUUUCGUCCUAGUUUGAAGCAGAAAAAAAAAACGUUCUGAUGUUGCAUACACAGUAUUCAUCUCUCUCUCUCUCUCUCUCUCUCUCUCUCUCUCUCUCUCUCUCACUUACUCAUCAGUCUUUUGUAUUUUCACUAAGAAUGCUUUGUUGCUGGCUGUAAAUUUAAUCAGUUUUUGUACAUACAUGUGCCAACAGCUUGACAAUGGCUUUUUCUCCAUUUUUUCUUCAUUUUUUUGAACUGUAGAAUUAAACCUGCUUGCAGAAAUAAAGACACUUGUGUACUUGUUAAAAAAGGA
Messenger RNA from Tachysurus vachellii, 4323 nucleotides. It is a transcript of the gene gpm6ab, whose product is annotated as glycoprotein M6Ab. The record is from RefSeq and is a predicted model, not a curated record. The transcript has 7 exons. Gene Ontology annotation, cellular component: filopodium; plasma membrane; neuronal cell body. NCBI's taxonomy places the organism in Eukaryota, Metazoa, Chordata, Actinopteri, Siluriformes, Bagridae. Bases 277 to 1113 code for a protein of 278 amino acids. Gene Ontology annotation, biological process: neuron projection development.